AUGUUAAAUCAAGCGGCUGUGGAAGCGUUGUAUUCAGCAACUUAUAUAGAAAAUUAUCUAGAUUGUGUGGAAAAUCUUCCUGAUGACUUGCAGCGUCAUAUAUCUAGAGUUCGUGAAUUAGAUGUUACAUAUCAAGGUCUAUUGAAAGAAGUUGAGCAACAGCAGGAAUCACUUCAAAAAGAUUCUGAUUCUGCUGCUAGAAAACGUAAUUCAUUGGUUAAAAUUCAACAAGCUUUAAUAUUAGCCCAAGAAGUCGGAGAUGAAAAACUUCAAAUUAUUCAACAAUUACAAGAUCUCAUCGAAAAUAAAGCUAGACAGUUAGAAUUAGAUUACAGAAACUUAGCUGAUGUUGGUAAAGAUCAAGAUUUGCAAGAUUCAAACAAAGACAGUAAUAUUACUCACAGAGAUUCAGUAUCAUUGUCAAAUAAUAAUAAUAACAAUUCUGUAGGUGAAAGACAAUCAAAAAGAGCUAGGAGAACUAGAACUGAUAUCGGCCCUGGCAGUGAUUUGCCCAUAGGUUUAGAAUCAUUGCCAUUACCUGAACCUGUAACGACUUCACAACAACAAACUUCAUCAUUAAAUUCGAAUUCUGGUAAUUCUCAAAAGAAAACAGGUGCUGCAAAUGCAGGUAAAAAGAAAAAGAGAAAAAGUAGACAGGGAACAUUGCAACAACAACAAUCUCAAUCUCAUCAGCAUCAAAGAGACGAUUCGCCAACUCAUGACGAUGAAAUUCCAAUAGAUCCUGACGAACCGACAUAUUGUUUAUGUGAUCAAAUAUCAUAUGGAGAAAUGAUUAUGUGCGACAAUGAUUUGUGUCCUUACGAGUGGUUUCAUUUCUCAUGUGUUUCGCUCGGUGUAAAACCCAAGGGUAAAUGGUACUGUCCAAAAUGCAGAGGAGAUAGAUCUAGUGUUAUGAAACCAAAGGCACAAUUUAUGAAAGAACUCGAAAGAUAUAAUAAAGAAAAAGAACAAAAAGAAGGUGGUAACCCAUAA
Molecule: messenger RNA, 993 nt
Organism: Pediculus humanus corporis (human body louse)
Lineage: Eukaryota; Metazoa; Arthropoda; Insecta; Psocodea; Pediculidae
Exons: 4
Coding region: 1-993 (330 amino acids)
Biological process (GO): positive regulation of DNA-templated transcription
Cellular component (GO): nucleus
Source: RefSeq, a predicted model, not a curated record